Molecule: messenger RNA, 1518 nt
Organism: Microdochium trichocladiopsis
Lineage: Eukaryota; Fungi; Ascomycota; Sordariomycetes; Xylariales; Microdochiaceae
Product: general substrate transporter
Exons: 3
Coding region: 1-1518 (505 amino acids)
Biological process (GO): carbohydrate transport; transmembrane transport
Cellular component (GO): membrane
Molecular function (GO): carbohydrate:proton symporter activity
Source: RefSeq, a predicted model, not a curated record
AUGAACUGGCUCAUCAUCACCAUCGCCCUGGUGAGCGCCCAGGGCGGCUUCAUCUACGGCCUCGACACUGGCAUCAUCGCCACCACGUUUGGCCAUGACUCAUUCCGGAUCAAGAUGUACGGCGGCCCCUUUAUCAACCCGGUCCUCUCGGGCGCCAUCGUCUCGUGCUACAACGCUGGACAGGCUGUUGGUGGCAUGUCGACAGGCUUCCUCGCCGACAAGUUCAGCCGCAAGUACACGAUCCUGAUUGCCUGCAUCCUGACCAUUAUCGGAUCCGUCUUACAGUGCGCUGCCACCGGCGUCGGCAUGAUGAUUGCCGGCCGUGCCGUUGCGGGCAUUGGCUGCGGCCAGCUCCUCCCCGUCGUGCCGACUUACCUCGCCGAAACUGCUCCUCCCUCGCGCCGCGGCUUCCUCGUCGGGCUGCAGGGCAUGAUGAUUGCGAUUGGCUUUGGCGUGGCCAACUGGAUCGGAUACGCCGGCGCGUUCGCCCAGGGUGAUGCCCAAUGGCGCAUCCCCUUGGCGAUGCAGCUGCCGCUGCCGCUCAUGCUCAGCGUGCUCGUCUUCUGGUUGCCUUUCUCGCCUCGCUGGCUUGUGAUGCAGGGCCGCCACGAAGAGGCCAAGGCCGUCCUCCUCAAACUCCACCACGACAAGGACAACGUCGCAGCGAGCGACGAUCUUGUCGAGCAGGAGAUUGUGCAGGUGCGCGAGCAGAUUGCCCUCGAGCGGGAAAUCAUGGGCGGCCUGAACUGGUUCGCUGCACUGCGACUCAUGUUCUCGCGCCAGUACAUCCGCCGGGUGUUUACUGCGACACUGAUCAUCUCCUGGUCGCAACUGAGCGGCUCUGCCGUCAUCCAAAAUUUUCAGACAAUAUUCUAUGGAAUUAUUGGAUUUACGGGCCGUUCCGCGCUGCUCAUCAGCGGUAUUUACGGCAUGAUGGGCAUUAUUGGCCAGAUUAUCUACCUCUGGGUUGUGGCUGACAAAUGGCCACGUGCCCGCACGCUGUGGAGCGGCUCUGCUGUGCUGUGCUCUCUGCUUGUCAUUUGCAUGGCCCUCAGCGCCGUCUACGGCAAGCCUGGCUCCUCGCAAGAUGGCGCGCGUGCUGCCGUUGCUUCUAUCUUUAUCUAUUCGGCGUCUUUUGCCAUCUGGUUUAAUGCUCUUGUUUGGGUCGUUCCAACAGAGAUUCUCCCCUUGUUCAUGCGCUCCAAAGGCCUGGCUUUCGCCAUGACGUUCAAGGCCGUCUUUAGCAUCAUCCUCUCGCAGAUCACGCCCAUCGCCCUGACCAGCAUUGGCUGGAAAUUCUACGCCGUCUUCGUCGCGAUAAAUCUGGCCGGCGGACUGUUCUUCUUCUUCUGCCUUCCUGAAACCGGCGGCAAGUCGCUCGAGGAGAUUGCGGAGCUAUUCGGCGACGGUCUGGCGACGGAGCACUUGGGCGAGAGCGCCAUCUCUGGCGAGGCUUCUGCAGAGCAGCACGAGAUUGCCCUUUCAGGAGAGGAGAAGAGAAUUCCUAGCAAAGUGUAG